AUGGAGUCUGCAACCCUAUGGAAUUGGUACUUGGAUUGGCUUUAUCAGUACAAGGAGCUCAAAUUGUAUAUCGAUGUCAGCCAAAUGGGGUUUACGGAUGAAUUCAUGGAGGUAUUGGAACCCAAGUUUCAAAACAUUUUUAAGGCCUUGGAAGAGAUUGAGGCUGGUUCGAUUGCCAAUCCGGAUGAGUGCCACAUGGUCAAGCAUUAUUGGCUUAGUAUGUCUAGUAUUGUUCCCAAUUCUUCCCAGUGUGAAUUCACUUUGAAUUUGGUUUUGGAAGAGUUGCAAAAGGAUUUGUGGGCAGUACAGAUGGAUGCAAGAGUUGCAUGUUGCACUGACACUACUCUUAGUGUGGCCGCGGGAUUGACUGCAAAGCUUGGAGUGGAGACACAUGAAAGUGUUAAGUUAGAUUUUGAGAGUGCUUUAAAUUCUUUGAUGCGAAGAGUUGAUCAACAAAGAAAUGAAAAGAAUGAAUUAAAGCAUAAAUGUGAGCAAUUAACUAGUGUGCUUCUCAAGGUCACACAAUCAUCUCAGGAAAUUCAACCAAUUGUUUCUUUAAUAGAUGCUAAGGCUCUCAAGAAGGUGGAACAAGUGGGCAUCAAAGGUCGUGUACUGGAUGAGUGGAUCACUUGA
Messenger RNA from Cryptomeria japonica (Japanese cedar), 633 nucleotides. RefSeq lists its product as uncharacterized. The transcript is spliced from 3 exons. Gene Ontology annotation, molecular function: glucose-6-phosphate isomerase activity; carbohydrate derivative binding; monosaccharide binding. Gene Ontology annotation, cellular component: cytosol. Bases 1 to 633 code for a protein of 210 amino acids. Gene Ontology annotation, biological process: glycolytic process; glucose 6-phosphate metabolic process; gluconeogenesis. Lineage: Eukaryota; Viridiplantae; Streptophyta; Pinopsida; Cupressales; Cupressaceae. The record is from RefSeq and is a predicted model, not a curated record.